Molecule: messenger RNA, 1227 nt
Organism: Didymodactylos carnosus
Lineage: Eukaryota; Metazoa; Rotifera; Eurotatoria; Philodinida; Philodinidae
Source: the annotation of a GenBank genome assembly
AUGUUUGGGUAUGAAUAUGGCAAUCCAGCUUUGACAAUUCUAUCAGCGUAUGCUCCGACCUAUAUGGCAAACGGCGAUGAAAAGAGUGCGUUUUAUGAUGCUCUAUCAGAUUGUAUCAAGUCUAUACCAAAGCACAAUGUAAAAUUGGUAUUAGCUGAUAUGAAUGCCAGAAUUGGAAGAGAUAUGUCAUCUAGAACAAUUGGAUCAUCGUUGUACCAUGAUAAAACAAAUGACAAUGGAGAGAGGUUGAUUGAAUUAUGUGAAACGUGUGACAUGCGAGAAAUACAAUCAAAGUUUAGACAUCGUCAAGGACGACUGUGGACGUGGAGACAUACAUCUGGUCAAACCGCACAGUUAGAUCAUAUCCUUGUCAACUCAAAAUGGCGUAAUUCGAUUCGUAAUUGUAGGGCUUACAACACAAUGAACGUUGACUCAGAUCAUCGAGUUGUGUGCUAUAAAUUCAAAUUACGAUUAAGAGCUACAAAGAAAUGUAGUGUCACACAGUCAUUACAACUAUGCAACUAUACAACAUUUGCUCUAAAGUUUAUGAGUCGAGUACACAUAUUGAGAAGAAUUUUGGAGGGAUGUCAUAAAAAGAAUCCACCAUUUGUUGCAACAUUUGUGGACUUCAAGAAAGCAUUUGAUUCCAUACAUCGUGUUAUGAUAUUUAAUAUCCUUCGAAAUUAUGGAAUCCCGCAAAAAAUAGUAGAUGCAAUUAGGUUAUUACACGAUACAUCCAUAGGUAGCGUACUAGUAGAUGGACGGUUAACGAAAGAAUUUAGAAUAUCUCUCGGAGUAUUACAAGGUGAUGUCCUAGCACCAUUUCUUUUCAUUAUUGUCAUCGACUAUAUAAUGAGAAGAUGUGAGAUGGACAACUAUGGGUUUAUAUGUGAAAAAAGGACAUUUGCAAGACAUUUGGAAAAGAGAUUAAGUGACUUGGAUUAUGCAGAUGACAUAUGCCUUUUAGAAAAUUCUAUUCAGGAAGCGCAACAACAACUAGAUGUUCUUAAUUCGAAUGCUAUAAGAAUUGGUCUAGAAAUAAACAUUACUAAAACGGAAUACAUCACUAAUGUGAAUGCUGCUGACACAUUAAAGGGCAUCGGUUCAGCAACUGAUAUGGCUAUUCGAGAAAAAAUACCAGUAUUAAAAGUAAAAGCUGGUAACAACGAUGUUACUGUAACGUUCCUUCUCCAGACUGUCGGUAUUGUUGCGACGUGUAAUAUUUGA